AUGGUCUCCCUGAGGUUACCGCUUGCUCGAGGAAUGGAUGCCACGAGGCUACUUCUGCUCACGUCGGCAUUCCUGCCCUUGGUAGCUCCGCAAAGCAGUGGCAUCUACACAAUUGUGGCACCUCGGAAGCUCCGGCCCAACCUCAAGUAUCACGUGAGCACCUCCCUCAGUCAGUCGGCGUCCUCCCCACCCGUCGACCUCAGGGUCACGCUCUCCGGCCCGUCGGACAACGGCAGCUCCAACAGGAUCACCAAGCAGGUCCAGCUUCAUGACCGUGAUACACAAGUGAUAAGUUUUGAGGUGGGCGACUGGGGCCCUGGCAAGUACAAGCUCUCUGCGUCCGGUUCUGGUGGUCUGGACUUCUUCAAUGAGACCGAACUGACCUACGAGCACAAGAGUUACUCGGUCUUCGUGCAGACGGACAAGGCUGUCUACAAGCCGGGACAGAAAGUGCUGUUCCGGGUGAUAGUGAUGGACCCGUACCUGCUGCCCACGGUCACGGGAGCCAUGAAUGUCCACGUCACGGAUGCCAAAGGCAACAGGAUUCACCAGUGGGACCGAGUCCUAACUCAGAAGGGCAUCUACUCUUCGGAACUGCAGCUGUCCGACCAACCUGUCUUGGGAGACUGGGCCAUCCAUGUGGACAUCCUGGGUCAGAAGUACUCGAAGAACUUCACCGUAGCUGAAUACGUGCUGCCCACGUUUGAGGUGAGGGUGAAGCUGCCAGCAUACGCCACCUACAACAAGUCGGAGGUGGUCGCCACAGUUUCUGCCACGUACACAUACGGAAAGCCCGUCAAGGGUACGGUCACGCUGACCGUGGCUCCGAGGACCCGCUAUCACCAGCUGAGGCCCCGCCCUUACGAGCAGUACCAGACCAAGGCAGAGAUUGACGGGAGCGUGGACAUCCCCGUGGCGGUGGUGCGAGACCUGUCCCUCAAGACGGACUUUUUCCGGCGGGACAUAGAGUUCUUUGCCCUGGUGGAGGAGCGCCUGACCGGGCGCAAGUACAACUCCACCUCGUACCUCACGCUGCACGACAAGGAGGUCAAGGUCGAGCUGGUCAAGACCUCGGAGACCUUCAAGCCGGGCCUCAAGUACACCUGCUUCCUGAAGGUGGCCUACCAAGACGACACGCCGGUGCACGACGCGGUGAACCAGCUGACGCUGUACCAGGGCUUCAACUUCAACGAGGACCUCUGGAAGACCAGUCGCCACUGGGUUCCUGCCAACGGGGUGGUGCGCCUCGAGCUCUUCCCGCCCAACGACAACGCCACCGUCGUGCUGGGCCUGAGGGCGGAGUUCCGGGGCCAGACGCACUACCUGGAAGGGAUCUACCCUGCACGCUCCCCGACCAGGAGCUUCCUCCAGGCCUGGGUCACCACCGAGGACCCCAUGAUUGGCGAUCUGGUGGAAGUGGAGGUGAAUUCCACACAGCCGCUGGAUCACCUGGUCUACGAGGUGAUGGGCCGAGGGGACAUCGUGUUUGCCCAGACCCUCCCUGCUUCCGGGGUGCGCACAUACCGCUUCAGCUUCUCGACCAGCUUCCGCAUGGCCCCCCGAGCACGAGUUCUCGUCUACUACGUACGCAAAGAUGGGGAGCUGGUGGCAGAUGCAGUCAACUUUGACUUGGGCGGCAUCCUCAGGACUCCGGUGCAGGUGCAGAGCAACCUGGCAGAGACCAAGCCUGGAGGACAGGUGGACAUCCUGGUGUCUACCCGACCCAAUGCCUACGUGGGGCUCCUGGGGGUCGACCAGAGUGUGCUGCUCCUCAAGAAGGGCAAUGACCUCAGCCAGGAGCAGGUGAUUGCGGAGCUGGAGUCGUUCGACAGCGGGAAGCAGGCCAGGGUCUGGCCACCCUGGUACAGGCGCCGCAGGAGGUCCCUCUGGUGGCCUGGCUCCACAACAGCCCAUGACUUGUUCAAGGAUUCCGGCAUGGUCGUGCUCACCAAUGGCCUCGUGUACGAGUCGGAUGAUGGCCUGUUUGCGAGGAAGCAGGUGAUUCGUCUCGACACGGAUGUCUUGACCAACCCCGUGCUCCCACCAAGCGACCUCCCCGAGGCCCCGCCUCCGGUGCCGGGUCGCAUUAGGCUUCGCCAGCAGUACCCCGAAACCUGGCUUUGGAGCAAUGUCACGGCAAGCCAUGACGGCCGGGUGGUCAUUUCGAGCACCGUGCCAGACACCAUCACGUCCUGGGUGAUCAGCGCCUUCGCGCUCGACUCGCUCACGGGACUCGGCAUUGCACCAUCGCAGGCCAAGGUGACGGUCUUUCGACCGUUCUUUGUGACGGCCAGUCUGCCGUAUUCUAUCCUCCGGGGGGAGUCCGUCGCCAUUCAGUGCGUCGUCUUCAACUACAACAACAAGCCUGUUCAGGCGCGGGUGACGCUGGAGAAUGCAAAAUCCGAGUUUGUCUUCACGUCUCUGUCCAAUGACGUCGGUGGCGAGCAGAGCAAGGACAGGCGCAGCAAGGAUGUCACGGUACCGGCUCAGGACGGCGUCCCCGUGUCUUUCCUCAUCACCCCCACCAAGCUCGGCUACAUCGACAUCCACGUGUCGGCCACGUCCUCCCUGGCUGGCGACUCCAUCCUCAAGAAGCUGCUCGUCAAGCCCGAAGGCUCCAAGCAGCACUUCAACCGGGCUGUGCUGGUGGACCGGAGGAACCCUUCUGCUCCGCCCACCAGCACCAACAUCUCCAUCCCCAUCCCCAAGAAUGCGGUGCCUGGCUCGGAACGCAUCAGCGUCUCGGCAGUCGGCGACCUGCUGGGCCCCCACGUGAACAACCUGGACCAGCUGCUGGUGAUGCCCCACGGCUGCGGGGAGCAGAACAUGUUGGACUUUGUGCCCAAUGUGGUGGUGCUCGACUACCUGCGCAGGGCCAACCGACUCUCCCCGGCUGUGCGCGGCAAGGCCCUUCGCAACCUCGAGGACGGCUACCAGCGCCAACUGACCUACAAGAGGGACGACAACUCGUUCAGUGCCUUCGGGAACACGGACCGCAGCGGCAGCACUUGGCUCACAGCAUUCGUCCUCAAGUCGUUUGUCCAGGCGGUGCCGUACACCAGCGUGGACCCCGCAGUGCUGGAGAAUGCCACGCGCUGGCUGGUGGAGCGCCAGAAACCGGACGGCUCUUUCGAGGAGCCCGGGGAGGUGAUCUACAAGCCCAUGCAGAGCGGUGCUGGAAGCGGGGCGGCGCUGACAGCCUAUGUCCUCAUUGCUCUCCUGGAAAACAAGGCCAAGUCCUCGCAGCCGGCGGUGGUGCAGGCGGCUGAGGAGUUCCUGCUGAAGGAGCUGAGGACGCAGAGCGACCCCUACGUGGUGGCAGUGGUGACAUAUGCCCUGCACCUGUCCGGCCACCGGGCAAGGGACGGAGCCUUCCAGAAGCUGCUCUCCCUCGCCACCCGGGAAGACGACAUGGUGUUCUGGAAGGACCCCGGAGUGGCGCCAGUAAACACGACGGACAAGCAGUCAGACUUCUUUUUCAAGGCCCACUUCAAGGAUGUGGAGAUGACCGCCUACGCCCUGCUCACACUCAUGGAGAGGGGAGACGUGAGCGCCGCCAUCCCGGUCAUGCGCUGGCUCGUCUCCAAGCAGAACGCCAACGGGGGAUAUAGCUCCACCCAGGAUACGGUGAUUGGGAUCCAAGCCCUGGCCCGUCUGGCUGCCAGCGUGGUGUCGCAGACCAUAGCGGUGGAUGCCUCGGUCAAGUACGGCGACGGCAGAAAGCGCACCCUCAAGAUCCACAGUGGGAAUGCCCUGGUGCUCCAACGCAUCGAGCUUCCAUCAGACUUGAAGUAUGUGGAGAUCGAGUCCUCUGGAUUUGGAGUGGCCAUUAUACAGGUGUCGUGGUCCUUCAACCUGGCCGUAUCUUCGGAGGCCCCUGCCUUCUUCCUCAACCCACUGCUGGAUAAGACCUCUACCGAGAGCUACCUACAGCUCAGUGUCUGCACACACUACCGUGGCGAAGGGGAGGCGAGCAACAUGGCGGUGAUGGAGGUGGGGCUUCCUUCGGGCUACCUCUUUGACUUCGACACGCUCAGCAGCAUCCACAGGACCAAGGAGGUACGCAGGGUUGAGAGCCAGGACUCGGACACCAACGUGGUCAUCUACUUCGACAGGAUUGGGAGGGAGGAGCUGUGUGUGACUGUGCCCGCCCACAGAGAGCACAAGGUGGCCAACCAAAAGCCCGUGCCCGUCAAGGUCUACGACUACUACGACCUCGCCCGCAGUGCCCGGAUGUUCUACAGCCCGUACAAGACCACCCUGUGCGACGUAUGCGACGGGGUCGAGUGCGGCAACGACUGCAACACCGUCAAGGGCACCAAGGCAGGCACCGACCAGCUGGAACGGGAGACGGAACCCGACGCCGCCGCCGACACCAGGGCAUCUCUCGCGGCUGUGCUGGCACUGAGCCUCACUGCGGUGCUCUUUGUCCGCUGGUGGUAGCCGCCGGCCGUCGCACGAAUCCUCUUCCAUGGGGAGCCUCUUGAUUGAGCAUCGAUUUUGGCCGUGGCCACACUGCCACGAAACCAGGACGAUGGUGUUUUGUUUUGCUGGAGUGACGCAGAGUUGCCCGAUUGGUAGUUGCUAGAGCGGACUGACUGCAUAAUGUUAUGCUAUGUUCUUAGACUUCUUACCGAAGUGAUUGAAUGCCGCUUUGCUGGCAUAGUGUUUUCGUCGGAUAUUAUCUGUAUGUUUUCGGUGUUAAACGAUCGAUCGAAUGUUCGCAUUUGCAGCUAUCGUGCUGCUCCAGGCGGUGAUCCAUUUUGCAUGUCUCACUUAAACGGUAAUGUCUAGGAGACGUCCGAAGCUGUUUGAUGUUCCGCCCAAAGUAGUCUCGAUUUCCCGCGUGGGCCCUUAGCAACGCACCCGGGUUUAUUUCUGCUCUCAAGUAAGUUAGAUGUGCACUUGUGUUUUUGCGAGGAAUGUGACACACUGGUGAACUGUGUUCACCUUCUGCAUGUAAGGCCGAGAAAUCUUUAAUGCGCUUACCUCGUUUAGUCAGUUUCUCAGCCGUUUCUUAGGGCAUUAAAGUUUUCUUUUUUUUAGAUUUGGCUGUAUUUACAGUGAAAUCGUGGUGUACCGAAGCUUUGGUUCUUAGCUGUUGAAGAAUUCUAAAAAUUGUAAUUGUGAUCUUCCUGCUGCUCUCGCCAUUUUAAAGUGUGUGUCAAGUGUGAGUAAUGAAUGCCAUUUUAUUUUAUACAUUAUAUGACACUGGUCUGUUGUAUAUAACACGUAACAAUAUACACAUAUGCUUGUACAUAUAUUAAGAUUUUAUAUGGCUUCUUAACUGAUCCAGCCCUACCCUGAUAGGCAGAAUUGUAAAUGUCUCUUUUGUAUGUCUUCAUUAUUUUGAUGAGGCAAUUUUAAUGUAUAUAUAAAUAUGGAUAUAUAUAUUGGCAGGUCAAUGUUCAGCCAGAAGAUAUAAGCCUGCUACACGUGGCUUCUGGGCUGAGCUUCAUAGAAUACAGACGUCUGGCACGGGACAUUCAGGAUAGCCCUGAAUGAACUUCCCCUUUCUAGAUAUAGGAGGAGUGUGCUACCGCAAGAUGACCUAAAGGAGUAAAAAAAAGUGGAAACUAUUCUUUGCUCCAUCUUUUUUCUCUUUCAAGGCUGGCUUCUGCAGCCAAUUGCACAAAUAAAUGCUGUGAUGUUUUCUUAGCACAUACAAUGACAUACAUUCCAAAGCUGUUUCUCUUAGUAGGGUUGUUUGUGAUUUUUUUAUGCCCGCGUUUCUACCUUUUGCGACUCUUCAUAAUCAUGGCUCUUCAACAUUCCCCAUCAUAUUUAUUUGCAAGCUGCCUGUAAUCCUGCUUCUAAAAAAUAAUGCUGGAACUAUAAAAAAAAAUGUGCUGUAUAAAUUCUAUGAGGACACCAAAUAAAUACUUUUUACUCUU
Ixodes scapularis (black-legged tick) is the source of this 5894-nucleotide messenger RNA. RefSeq names its product CD109 antigen (gene Tep2). Gene Ontology annotation, molecular function: endopeptidase inhibitor activity. The transcript has 35 exons. The record is from RefSeq and is a predicted model, not a curated record. NCBI's taxonomy places the organism in Eukaryota, Metazoa, Arthropoda, Arachnida, Ixodida, Ixodidae. Gene Ontology annotation, cellular component: extracellular region. The coding region runs from base 1 to 4443 and encodes 1480 amino acids.